Molecule: messenger RNA, 1365 nt
Organism: Rubroshorea leprosula
Lineage: Eukaryota; Viridiplantae; Streptophyta; Magnoliopsida; Malvales; Dipterocarpaceae
Source: the annotation of a GenBank genome assembly
AACAUUUCUCACCCUCUCUCUUUGUAUGAUUGUUAAUUUAUUGCAUCAGCCAGCGACGAGCUCUGUCAUGUCUAGAACAAACGGGGCUGUCACUUCAUUCCUCUCCCUCUUGAUCCUCACCUCCCUGUUUUCCCCAAAGCUACUAGUGUUCGGAUCACCCAUUCGAGACCCUUCUUCCAAAAGACCCGAUCCUCUUCGACAUUUCAAAAAUUACAAUGGAAGCUUUACCAUUACAAACGACCAUUAUUGGGCUUCUACGGCAUUUACAGGGGUUCCCGAAUAUGCAAUGGCGGGAGUGUGGGUGUUAUGCGGAGUGUGUUUCGGAAUUUAUUUGGCUUGUAAUUGGAAGAGUUUUAGCGGCGGUUCUUCUUCCCCCACCAACCAUUUUGAUCGUCACUAUUUCCUAACCUUAGCACUCAUCCUCCUUUUCACCUUUCUUGCCAUCAUAAUUUUUUUAUGCUGGAUCAUAACAGCUGUGUGUUGGAUCCUGACAGGUGCCGAUUUUUUCAUUGAGAGUGUUGCAGAGGAUAUAUGUUCAGCUUUUCAAGAUUAUGUGCAAAACCCCCAAGAUAAUGAUCUUAGCUCAAUUCUACCUUGCAUGAAUUCAACAGCCUCUGAUAAAAUCCUGAGUGCAAUUGGCUUUACUGUCCAUAAUUUCAUAACCAAGCUAAACUUGAAAAUAACAAAAGUAUGUCAAACACUUGGAUUAAAUGAACAAAAAGACGAAUGGUUCCCAUUUGCAAUGAUAUGUGACCCCUUCUCAGCAGCAACAAACUAUAGCUAUGCACCCCAAAAAUGCACGGAUAAUACCAUUCACAUCGGAGAUUUACCAAAUAUUCUUGCAGGGUUCACUUGUUACCGACAGAACUCCCCUCGAUCAUGCAUAAGCAGUGGAAAGUUUCUUUCAGAGAAGGAAUUUAGGAAAGCUUCAGCUUAUAGUUACUCCAUCCAAACAAUGCUAAAUGUAUUUCCUGAUCUAAUGAGCUUGACAAGGUGCAAUGUGGUGAAGGACUCAUUCACUGAUAUUGCCCUGAAUCAAUGCAGGCCAUUUCGGCAAUCCAUGAGAUUGUUAUGGGUAUCAAUGCUAUGUCUUUCUAUUUUUAUGAUGGAUUUGCUGUUAACUUGGGUCGUGAAGGUUUAUCUAGAGAGGGGAAGAAGCUUCAACCGAUGUUCGAUCUUCCCAAAACCCAGACAUGGUCGUCAAGCAGAUCAAACCUUAGGCUAGCAAAUGCACAUUAGUCUCACACAAAUGUAAAUGAUUAUUAUUAUUUUUUUUCUUGGCCUUCAAUGUAAAUGAUUUUUUUGGCCAUAAGUGUAAAUAAAUGAUUUUUUUACCGCAAAUGUAAAUAAAUUUAGUUAUUCAUU